GAAGGCUAUGAGAUUGUGCCUUGAGAAGCGUGUAGCAAGUAAGUGUUUUUGCAAGUGAGAAGAGUACUAAACGGCAGCUAUGCAUAGUGCUAUUUCAUCAAGAUCGACCAUUGUCUCCUCGUCCAGACCCUUGUCCUCCAGCAGAAGUCUGGUGGUCAGUAGUUCUUACCCCAAGAUAUCCACUGCUAGCACUACUUAUUCUGGUAUUGCGAGCUCUGGCCCUAGGAUCUCCAGUACCAGGUAUAGCACUAUUGGGUCUGCCCUUGGAGGAGCUGGUGGUUUCGGUGCAAGCAGCAGUUUUACCGUAAGUGGCAAUGCAGUUAUCUCCAACGAGAAAGAAACCAUGCAAGAACUCAACGAUCGACUGGCAAACUACCUGGAAACUGUUAGGAGACUUGAGAAUGCCAACAAACAGCUGGAAAUACAGAUCCGGGAGGCGAUGGAGAAAAGGGGUCCAAGUAUAAGAGAUUACAGCAACUACGAAAAAAUCAUUAAAGAACUGCGUGAUCAGAUUUAUGAUACUACAGUGGAUAGUGCCAGACUGGUCCUGGCUAUUGACAAUGCCCGCCUUGCUGCUGAUGACUUCAGAGUCAAGUGGGAGGCUGAGCUAGCCAUCAGACAGUCUGUUGAGUCUGAUAUUAAUGGUCUUCGAAAGGUCAUUGAUGAUACUAAUAUGGGCCGUCUGCAGCUGGAGAGUGAAAUAGAAUCCCUCAAGGAAGAACUUAUCUUUAUCAAGAAGAACCAUGAAGAUGAAGUCAUGGCUCUGAGGAAUCAAGUGAAUAGCUGUGGUGUCCAGGUGGAUGUAGAUGCCCCCAAGGGAACUGAUUUGGCAGAAAUUAUGGCCUCACUUCGAGCAGAAUAUGAGGCCUUGAUGAGCAGGAACAAAGAUGAUGCAGAACGCUGGUACCAAAGUAAGGUUGAAACCUUCCAGGUAGAAACUUCACAGAACACAGAAGCACUCCAGACCGCCAAGACAGAACUAAGUGAUCUGCGACGCAGAAUUCAGUCUCUGGAGAUUGAACUAGAGUCUAACAGAAGUAUGAAGGCAUCACUUGAAGAUACACUAAGGGACACAGAACUGCGUUAUGCCAUGGAAAUGGAAAAACUUGGUGCCCUCAUUGGCAGAAUUGAGGCAGAACUUGCACAGGUUCGCACUGACAUGCAGAGACAAGCACAGGACUAUGAGGUGCUGCUAAAUGCAAAGAUGAAGCUGGAAGUAGAAAUUGCUACAUACAGACGCCUGCUGGAAGGACAGGAUUCUGAUACACUAAGUUUGCAGGAUGCCUUGUCAGCUAUGAAAGUUGGCAAUGUCCAGACUGUGCAGAGAGUUACAGUGACGACACAGAAGCUGGUAGAUGGAAAGGUUGUAGAAGAUUCUACUGUAACUGAGACAAAGUAAAGCUUCAUGGCUUCAGAUGGAGGAAUCUAACCCAUUAUGGAAUAUUGAAUAGCUUGUCAUUCCUUUUUCACUAAUCACUCCCUUUUCCCUUUAAUUUACUAAAAUAAAAAAAAAAAUUUGCUUAA
Messenger RNA from Protopterus annectens (West African lungfish), 1524 nucleotides. RefSeq names its product keratin 18 (gene KRT18). The record is from RefSeq and is a predicted model, not a curated record. Gene Ontology annotation, molecular function: structural molecule activity. Lineage: Eukaryota; Metazoa; Chordata; Ceratodontiformes; Protopteridae. Gene Ontology annotation, biological process: intermediate filament cytoskeleton organization. Gene Ontology annotation, cellular component: keratin filament. The transcript has 7 exons. The coding region runs from base 80 to 1399 and encodes 439 amino acids.